Fusarium odoratissimum NRRL 54006 is the source of this 1437-nucleotide messenger RNA. RefSeq lists its product as uncharacterized. The transcript has 2 exons. Bases 1 to 1437 code for a protein of 478 amino acids. Lineage: Eukaryota; Fungi; Ascomycota; Sordariomycetes; Hypocreales; Nectriaceae. The record is from RefSeq and is a predicted model, not a curated record.
AUGGAGGCUCAGGGCCCGAGCCAAAAGCCAGGGUUCCCUCUUAAUCUCGAAACUGAAGUGUCUGGACCUCUUAACACCAUCAUGGACCAGAGUACUCCUCUUACAAAACUUGAGGAAGAUUAUAAUGAUCUCUUGGGCAGGAUCCCGAAGUUUCCUGCUUUUUCUGAUCUCCCAAUUGGCUCUGAAUUCCAAGACAAACCUCAAAACCACCCAGUUCCCAUGCAGUCCAACACUACACCAGAAGACUGGACUCUAGGGGAGAUCUUCGGGGCUCAGCAAGAGAAUUAUAAUGCGUUCCUUGACAAUUAUCGUGUUGUUUCUUCGGAAGAAAGAUCAAACCUAGCUCAAGUGGUACAGACUGAGGUACAGAACGGUAUGGAUCGGGUAUUCAACUACGUCAAGAGCUUCAUUCCUCAGCCAGCUCAGGCUUCAACUACCUCGACAACCACAGAACUUCGCGCUCAGCUGAAGAAGGAGAAAAAUUACGUACAGAAGCUCUCUGGUGAUUACAAUAACCUACUUCAGCACUCCCAUAAACAAAAGCAAGAUCUCGAGAAAGUAAACGCCAGACUUGAUGGUGUCCUUCGUGAGAGAGACCAGCUACGCCAGCUUCUGGAGGGCGGUUCUCUGGCAAACUCUGACAAAGCAACCGAUGAUUCAAUUCGAGGCAAAUGGAAGGAGCUCGCUUACAAUAUUCGCUGUCUGGCUCGCCACCUGGCCCACGAUCCGCCUCGGCAGCAACUUGACGACAUCGCUAGAGAACGGCUACGAUUUAUCGCCGGAGACUGUUACACACUUCUCAAAGAUGAAGAUUACCGGGAGCUUAUUAUUAUGAGCUACCUAUGGGUCACUGUCCAAGACGACGUGUUCGACGCCAGACAGAUCAUUUGGGGUGGGCCUGAUUUGAAGUCAUUCAAGGCUGUUCGUGAUCGCAUUAUCUCUCGUGUUGGAGGUGGGAUUAAUAUUCCCAACUGUGAUGACCCCAUCGCUCAUGCUGCACGGUGGUUGGCCCAAGGCUCGGUAAUGAUGUGCAACCUUUGGGAGAGAGAUGAUCGCGGCAUCAGACGUCUCGUACUCGCAGAAGCCAAGCGUCUAAAGCCAUUUCAUCCAACUCACCAGUCAACGGCAGACAGAUGUGAUAGGAAGGUUGUUGAUCAACUAAGAGAGAUUCUGGGCUCAGCAAUCGAACUUGACCAGAUGAUGAUGCGCUCCAAAGCAAUUUUUCAAAUUCACUGGCGAGAUGAAUCCCAGAGUCCGAGUACUGCUGAGAUGUGGAAUGAAGAUGUCAUGGAUUCAGAAGCCUCUACGAAGAUCUUGUCCCCUAAAAGUCGUGUCAUAUUCUUCAUCUCACCAAUUGUCUACAAGGCUGGCACCGCUGAUGGACAAAGGUACAAUUCUCGGAUGGUGUUGGCCAAGGCUUCUGUCGUCUGCAACUGA